Molecule: messenger RNA, 1812 nt
Organism: Pocillopora verrucosa
Lineage: Eukaryota; Metazoa; Cnidaria; Anthozoa; Scleractinia; Pocilloporidae
Source: RefSeq, a predicted model, not a curated record
CAUUUGCGUCGCAACCCUACAUUCUUUUUUCUUUUUGUUUCUACCAACAUUUAACAUAAAUGUCGAUCCAUUGUUGUUCAGGUAACGACGGGAUCUCAGAGAAGGAAAUCACUGUCAAUCUUACGACUGAUUGUGCCAGGUCCCCAAAUUGAGUGGGGCUUGUAAUGAGGAAGAGUGCGGCAGGAGAGUACAUCAAAGGCUGCUUCAGACCAGUCCGUGUUCUCUCACUGCUUCUUCUCGUCAUUACUCUGAUUGUUUUAUUCAAAGAACUUUGGAGGCGAAACGAACCUGCAAAGAAGCCUCCUCCACCAGCUCUUGACCUUGGCUGCCUGUAUACAGUACACCCUCCACAGGGAACCCAGGCGUGGCAGCUUAUAUCAUUCAUUAUAAGUCCAACGCCAAAGCAGAAAUGCCAUGUUGAUGCGUGGAACACCAUCUGUGGCACAGGGCAUGGUGCCUCCAACUUUCGAAUACAAGCCUUUGGUUCUCAUGAAAUGGUUACAGGAAAAGUUCAUCACAUUGCAAAUGAUACUUACAACGCCACUCUGCUGUUAACUUUCGCGGAUGAGUAUAUAAUCUUGGUCAUUUUGACUUAUGUAAAUAACGACAGUCUUGAGUAUCGAUAUCACGCGAAAGCUGUUUUACAGCAUGUGCUGAACAGUCCCUUUGAUCUGACUGUUACCCGGGGUCCGCCUCCGCGAGAUCACACUCGUUAUUGCACUCGGGAGGAAAGUGGAACUUUCCAAGGAAGGUGGGUGGAAUGCGGAAGUAUCCCAGGAAUCGAGAGAUGCAGUCAGUGGCAGCUUGACCCCGCUUACGACUUCGAUCAAAUCCACGGUUUUCAUUGGCUGCCAUAUUUUUGCCAGUUGCAUCACUACAGCAGCGAUGAGAUCAAAAAAUGUUUUGCAAAGCAAGGUUGGUCCGAGGUCGUUUUCACUGGAGACUCGCACAUGCGCUAUAGAACGUAUCACUGGGUGACACGACUGCAUGGCUCCUGUCACGGUUGUAUUAAAACGCACGUAAAAAUGGUGUUUGACAAGAUCCCACGCAUUGAGUGGGUAUUUGAUGCGCGUGGAACGCGAUGGCCACUUACGUUUCCAAACAUCUCAAUGCCCCACGAGGUUUACGUCCACCCAAGAACAAGACGGUCUAUGUUCUCCAAAGGACUACCAUCAUCCGUAUUCAGCGGUAAACUGUUUCUUAUGAACUUUGGGCACUGGAUUUUGCGAGAGAGCACAAAGGAAACAUUCAUAAGAGAUAAAAUUCACGCCUUUCUUGAGGCAAUUCGAGUAAUGAACCGAACAGGUGAAGGGAAAAAGAGAUUUAUAUGGUUAAACACAGUAAGUCUACCUUGGAGAGAAGAUCAGGCGAUGGUAGAAUGGCUAGAAAAUCCAUCCCCGACGCGCGUGGCGCAACUAAACAGUCUGACAGACCAGGUUAUCAGGGACAAUGGCGUUCAGAUCAUCGAUGCGUUCCAGAUAUCAAAUAGUCGCAUAGGCGCCACACACGACCAGACACAUUAUGCAAAGAGGAUGGAGAGGGGGGACUGUGGAGGAGUGGUGGAAAAUGCCAUCAGUAAUGUUAUAGCUAAUUCUCUAUGUAACUAUGACAAGUGGUAAGGUAGUUGUUACUAAUGAGUGCACGCCUCUCACGUUUAAAAGGCGACUGGAUUCUACAUAAAGAAGGUGAGAGAUGCUUCGGGAUUACUAACUUCAAAUCACUUAGGAGUUGACCCAAUGAUCCUUAAGUUCUCUCAUCCGUGACAAAAAAAAUAUUUAAAAGACAAAACGAAUAAAUGAAUAGAUGGAUAAA